Molecule: messenger RNA, 1020 nt
Organism: Puma concolor (puma)
Lineage: Eukaryota; Metazoa; Chordata; Mammalia; Carnivora; Felidae
Source: RefSeq, a predicted model, not a curated record
GGCCCGUAGCGUCCAGCUGCACCGGACAGAGCUCGAGUGUAUGGCGCCUCAGGAUCUGGCUCCGGGGCCCCGAUAACGGGCCGCCCCCGCAGCUCCCGGCACGGAGUGAGGGUCUCCUCUGAUCUGAGAAUGGCUACUCCUCGAUAUGAGCCAGUGGCCGAGAUUGGUGUUGGUGCUUAUGGAACCGUGUACAAGGCCCGUGAUCCCCACAGUGGCCACUUUGUGGCCCUCAAGAGUGUGAGAGUCCCUAACGGAGGAGGUGCUAGCGGGGGCCUUCCCAUCAGCACAGUUCGUGAGGUGGCCUUAUUGAGGCGGCUGGAGGCUUUUGAACAUCCCAAUGUUGUCCGGCUGAUGGAUGUUUGUGCCACUGCCCGAACUGACCGAGAGACCAAAGUGACCCUGGUGUUUGAGCAUGUGGACCAAGACCUAAGGACAUAUCUGGACAAGGCACCCCCACCAGGCUUGCCAGUGGAGACUAUCAAGGAUCUGAUGCGCCAGUUUCUAAGAGGCCUAGAUUUCCUCCAUGCCAACUGCAUUGUUCAUCGAGAUUUGAAGCCAGAGAACAUUCUGGUGACAAGUGGUGGGACAGUCAAGCUGGCUGACUUUGGCCUGGCCAGAAUCUACAGCUAUCAGAUGGCACUUACACCUGUGGUUGUUACACUCUGGUACCGUGCUCCGGAAGUUCUUCUGCAGUCUACGUACGCAACACCUGUGGACAUGUGGAGCGUUGGCUGUAUCUUCGCAGAGAUGUUUCGUCGCAAGCCUCUCUUCUGUGGAAACUCUGAAGCUGACCAGUUAGGCAAAAUCUUUGACCUGAUCGGGCUGCCCCCAGAGGAUGACUGGCCCCGAGAUGUGUCUCUGCCCCGAGGAGCCUUUUCCCCCAGAGGACCCCGUCCAGUGCAGUCAGUGGUACCUGAGUUGGAGGAGUCUGGAGCACAGCUGCUGCUGGUACUUGUAACCUUUGGCCCAUUACUUAAGCUCUCUCUGCACGUUUCCUCAUCUGUAAAUGGGGAUAAAUAA